AUGAAGAGGAUCCUGAGCGAUGGCCUCGUCUCCGAAAACACCCCCACGAAGAAGAAUAAGAGUAUGGUCCAUCGCCACACCCCCGAGCAGAUCCAGCAGCUUGAAGCGUAAGAGACCAUUCCAUUUAUUUGCAUCCUUUUGCUCUCACCUUUAUAUAUUUCCUCUCCGUCAUCAUUCUUUUCUCCAAAUUUUCGAUCUCUUUUUUGUGACAGAUUCUUCAAGGAAUGCCCCCACCCGGACGAGAAUCAAAGGAUGGAAUUGUGCAGGAGGCUGAGCUUGGAGGGGCGGCAGGUCAAGUUCUGGUUUCAGAACAGGCGUACUCUGAUGAAGGUAAAUGGUAAUGUCUUCUCUUCUUCCCCUCUGCAACUGUCCGUCCUCCCCUUCACACGAAAGCUGUACCGUCGGUGAAGGGCAGACCCAGCUCGAGAGGAAGGAGAACGAACUGCUCAGGCAGGAGAACGAGAGACUGAGGAUAGAAAACCGGGCCCUCCACGCGACGGCGAGGAGCCCCGUCUGCUGGAGCUGCGGCGGCCCCGCCGAGCUCAAGGAGCCGUUGUGGCUGGAGAACGACCGUCUUAGGGAGGAUCUCCGCCGUUACUCCGGGACCCUCGCCGGUCGGCAACCUCCUCACACGGCGGCGUCCUCGCUCGAGACCUCGAUGCUGGUGGAGCUCGCCUGGUCGGCCAUGGACGAGCUGGUGAAGAAGGCGCAGGCGGAGGAGCCCCUCUGGGUCCGCGGCGGCGCCGGCGAGGAGGCGGCGCUGAACGAGGACGAGUACCGACGGGCGUUCCCCCAGAGCCUCCGCCCGAGACCAGCGCGGUUCGUGACGACGGCCUCGAAAGCGACGGAGAUGGUGAUGAUCACCAGUUCUACCCUAAUCGACGGCCUCAUGGACGCAGUGAGUCCUCCCUCAAAGUUCACCUGUUCACAUCUCUGAGAAAAUCCUUUGUUCAUAUCAGAAGCUCUCUUCAGAAUCGCUGGCCGGAGAUCUUCCCUAACGUGGUCGCAAGAUCUUCCACCGCCCACGUUAUCAGCGCCGGGAUCGGGGGAACCAGAAGCGGCAUCCUCCAACUGGUGAGUCCCCACCUCUGUCAUCUUCUCCAGGAGGAGGAACUGAAGGUGAGCUCGUUCUUGAAGAUGACCGCGGAGCUCCAGGUCCUCUCGCCGUUGGUGCCCCUGCGGGAGCUCAGCUUCCUCAGGUUCUGCAAGGAGCUCUCUCAUGGCGUCUGGGCCGUCGUCGACGUCUCCGUGGGCACCGUCGGAGAAGACCCCUCCUCCCCUCACAGUCCUCUGGUCUAUCAGCGGCUUCCCUCCGGCUGCGUGGUGGAAGACAUGGCCAACGGGUGCUCCAAGGUGCUUCAACGGGAACCUGUUCUUGCCGGCGAUGAGCAGCUAUGGCCAUCUCCGGCAUUUUCUCCGGAGAUGAUGACGAUGGCUGAUCGAUGCCGCAGGUCACAUGGAUAGAACACGCGGACUACUACGAGUCUGCUGUGCAUCCGCUGUAUCGUCUGCUCCUCCGCUCCGGUAUGGCACUCGGUGCGCGCAGGUGGGUCGCCGCACUGCAGCGCCACUGCAACUCCCUGGCGGCGCUCUCCUCCUCCGCCGUCCUCUCCGGCGGCGAUUCUCCCGGCAAGUCCCCACUUCGCUUCCGUAUCUGGCUUCAUCUCUAUAGCUCUCGAUAAAGAUAUGAUGGGCCUCUCUCUCUCUCUCCGGUUGAGACAGUGGCGGCGGGGAAACGGGAGAUGCUGAAGCUGGCGGGGAGGAUGACGGAGAACUUCUGCGGGGGGGUGAACGCGUCACCGGCGAGGGGGUGGAGGAAGCUGAGAGCUGAAAACCUCGGCGAGGACGUGCGGGUGGCGAUUCGCAGGGCCAUGGCCGUACCCGGGGAGCUAUCCGACGCAGUGAUCUGCGCCGCCGCCUCGGUGUGGCUGGCGGCGCCGCCGCAACAUCUCUUAGACCUCCUCCUGCGCGGCGAGUGGAGAAUCCUGUCCGACGGCGGGCCGGUGCAGGAGGCAGCCACCAUAGCCACCGGCCGCCGGCGGGAGAAUACCGUCUCUCUUCUACGCGCCGGAGUAAGUCGUCUACAUAUACAGCUAUGUUUCCCUUCUGCUCGCCGGAGUCGCCCUCACUACCAUUGCAGCUUCUCCUGUCUGCUCUUGCUCGGACACGGGAUGAGCCAGUUUUAGAGAGAGAGAGGAAGCAGAAGGGAUCAGUUCCCAAAACCAGCCCUACCAUGUCGUUCUAAUCUUUUUGUUUUACUCGUGCAUGGCCACAUGCAGCCUGGCUGCGCCGCCAACGGCACGACGCUGAUCCUGCGAGAGGUCUCCACUGACGUGUCGUCCUCGCUGGUUGUGCACGCGCCGCUGGAGGCCGCCGCCGCGGACCUCGUCGUGAACGGUGGCGACUCCUCCGGCGUGGCGCUGCUCCCAUCUGGGUUCGUUGUCACUUCCGACGGCAGUGCCGCCGUGGGAGCACCAGCGUCGAAGACGGGCGGCUCCCUCCUGACGGUGGCGUUCCAGAUCCUCGCGAACGGCCUCUCCGAUACCAACACGCUCGCCGUUGACUCCGUGGAGACGGUCAACAGCCUCAUCUCCCGCACCCUGGGGAAGAUCGAGGCCGCCCUCCACUGCUGUGAGUGCUGA
Spirodela intermedia is the source of this 2642-nucleotide messenger RNA. The record is from the annotation of a GenBank genome assembly. Lineage: Eukaryota; Viridiplantae; Streptophyta; Magnoliopsida; Alismatales; Araceae.